This is a messenger RNA of Corticium candelabrum, 504 nucleotides long. RefSeq names its product kelch-like protein 18. The transcript has a single exon. Bases 1 to 504 code for a protein of 167 amino acids. Gene Ontology annotation, molecular function: protein binding. NCBI's taxonomy places the organism in Eukaryota, Metazoa, Porifera, Homoscleromorpha, Homosclerophorida, Plakinidae. The record is from RefSeq and is a predicted model, not a curated record.
AUGGCAAGGGCAUUCGACAUCAAUCGCUACAAACACAGCGUCAAGCUUCUCCAUCUCAUCAACGAAUUCCGAAAGAACGGCCGACUCUGUGACGUCAUUCUCAAGGUCAGCACGAUGGAAAUCUCUACACACCGCGUCGUCCUCGCCACCAGCAUUCCCUAUUUCCGCGCCAUGUUUACCACUAACAUGGCAGAAGCCACGCAAGACGUCGUCACGAUGAAAGACAUCGACCCCGACGUCCUAGGCCGAAUCGUGGAGUUUAUAUAUACGGGACAUCUGGACGUCACAGUCGACAACGUCCAAGACGUUCUCGCCGCAGCCUCACUCAUACAACUAGAAUCAGCACAAGAAAUAUGUUGCGAAUUUUUAAAAGAACAUUUAGAGCCGGCCAACUGCCUAGGCAUAAGAAAUUUCGCGGAGGCGAAUGGCUGCACGCAAUUGACUGAAGCGGUUGACACUAGCGGAUCCAGACGGGGGCACUGGGGGCACGUGCCCCCCGUUUGA